This is a messenger RNA of Sphenostylis stenocarpa, 389 nucleotides long. Lineage: Eukaryota; Viridiplantae; Streptophyta; Magnoliopsida; Fabales; Fabaceae. The record is from the annotation of a GenBank genome assembly.
AUGUCGGAUGCAACAGAAGAAGGAAGAUCCCUACGAGAUAAAGGUGGGGAAAGAUUGGUGCGAACAACUACAGCGAUCGAGGAGAACGACCAUAUAAUUCUUUUCGAUGUGGAGGAUCGGUUUACCGGCGACGGUGGGGCGGCUCUAGCGGCGGUGGGGCGGCUCCAACGGCAGUGCGAUUGUUCUUUCUCUUUCCAUGAACCGCUACGAGCAAUUCAACGGAGUGAAGGUGGUGACAGCAAAACCCACGUAGAGCAGAAAGAAAGAUGGGAAGAAUCUUUGUGGUGGAGCUUGAGGGCAGGUCUUAUAGAUGCAAAUUCUGUAAAACUCACUUGGCCCUUGAAGAUGAUCUCAUCUCCAGGGGGAAAGGCAUACCUAUUCCACAACGC